Messenger RNA from Uloborus diversus, 1156 nucleotides. RefSeq names its product 28S ribosomal protein S22, mitochondrial-like (gene mRpS22). Lineage: Eukaryota; Metazoa; Arthropoda; Arachnida; Araneae; Uloboridae. The record is from RefSeq and is a predicted model, not a curated record. Gene Ontology annotation, molecular function: structural constituent of ribosome. Gene Ontology annotation, cellular component: mitochondrial small ribosomal subunit. The coding region runs from base 91 to 1080 and encodes 329 amino acids. The transcript has 8 exons.
GGAUUGUUUAGUAAAAUACUUCCGUUGUAAACAUGUGUUCACAGUUUUAGGAGACCACUUUUUAAGAAAAGAAAAAUUGAUAGUUUUACUAUGGCUUUGAACGCAAUUGGUCGAAGAAAUUUUCUUUGUAGAAAAUAUCUGGUGAUAUUUAAUCGAUUUAGUACAUUAAACAAAGAUGUUGUCCCACAAAAGAAAAGAAUGGAAGAUUUCUUUUUUGAUCACAAAGUGCAAAGUAUUUUGAAAAAAAUCACUGGAGUGAACUAUGAAAAGAUUUUCAAACCAAGAAAGCAGAAGUUGACUCCUUACACCUAUGAGUUUGCCACUGAGAAUAGAUUAAAAGAGCUACAGCAAAAUGCUGCUUCAAAAGCUGCAGAAAAGCUACAAAUGCCUCCUGUGUUAAGUAUUCAUGAAGAAAACAAAGAAAUUUUAGCCAAAGAUCCUGAACUUCAAGGAGUGCUGUCCCACAAGAUUAUUUUUACUGAUAUUUCUACAAAUGUCUCAUCAAGAGAUAGAAUGAUAACUGUUCGCGAGAUUGAUGGCACAUUAAGGAAAGCCACUAGAGAAGAAAGGUUUCGUAUGAACCAGAUUUACUAUCCACUUGAAGGAAGGAGUUUAGAAGUGCCCAAAUUGUUUAGCAGUCCGCAUAUUGAUCGUCUUAUGGAAGAGGGAAAUUAUAUUUUUCUAUUGGAUAUUGCUUGUGUGCAAUUUGAGCCAGAUGACCCAGAAUAUCAUCAAAUCACCAGUGUUAUUUAUGAGCAUAUAAACCAAAUGAAGAAAUUUGAUGUACUUAGAUCAACGAGACAUUUUGGUCCAAUGGCAUUUCAUUUUGCAUAUCAUAAAAACAUUGACAGAUUAAUUGUUGAUAUGCUUGAAAGGCAUUUAAUAAGUGAUGCCGCUGAUGCUAUUAAGUUGUUAUCUAUUUUGAAUCCUGAAAUAAGCCUGGCUCAAGAUGGAGGAAAUGUAGAAAUUGUGCAGAAUUUUAUAAAAACUAUUGCUAUACAGAAGUCUGAUUUGGAGCUGGCAUUGCAAUCCUUUUUGGAAGCAGACGCAAAACUGUCUCAAGAUCAAGUUUCAUUAUAAUGUUCUUAUAUCAUAGCUUUCUAUCACACUGUAGAAUAAAAUAUUAUAAAUAAUUUGAGGUUUUUCAGUAAAUUUU